AUGAGUGCGGAAACAAAGCUUCCACCAGUAAGCAGCGAAGAGCGUGAUGCUGCCGCUCGGGAAGCUACGCAAAAGUCGACAGCACGCAGUGAACGAAGUCAAACGGAGCGGGACAUCGCACAACUCACGGAGACUGGGCCUGAGGGAGACGAGUCCGCUGAUGAGGCUCAAGUAGCACGCCUGCUUCGAGCGGCCUCCGACGACUUGCCAAAACUCCGCCUGAGCGACAAGACACUGAGACAACUGGAGUCACAAGCGCUUCGGCGCAAGCAACUCGCUGCCGUGCGCGUCUCGGAUGCGGAUAUUGCAGAGCUAGCCAAUGCCGUAUACGUAUCCAAAGCUGAGGCUGAGCAGCUGUUACGCGAAGCAAACGGAGACCUGAACCAGGCGUUACGUACAAUCAUUCGCUGGGAGUUGCCGUCUGGAGCAGGCCCGAAAACGGCGCCCUAA
Molecule: messenger RNA, 450 nt
Organism: Cyanidioschyzon merolae strain 10D
Lineage: Eukaryota; Rhodophyta; Bangiophyceae; Cyanidiales; Cyanidiaceae
Exons: 1
Coding region: 1-450 (149 amino acids)
Source: RefSeq, a predicted model, not a curated record